AUGCCGGUGGCAAAGCUUAUUCUUAACUACUUGGAAGAUGAAGACGACGGGAGGACGCCAAGGGGUGACUUUACUCCUGUGGCUGUUAAUAACAAGGGAAGAUGUUAUCGACGAGGAAGGCGUGCGAGGACUGACGGCAAACUGGACAUUCGAUUCAUCAGUUACUGGUCGGAUGGCAAGGAAAUCAGUGGGAAGUUUUGUGACAAUCAUCUACGCGUGUGGUGUAAUGACAAGUGCGACCCUAAGUUUACCAUUUGCAUUGAUGGGUUAAAGAUUGAGGUUCGUGCCUACUGUGACCGGGACUGGUACGGGUCUGCGUGUGAGAAACAUUGCAAGGCCACUCCUGACCACAGUCACUACACGUGCCACACACACACAGGAGCUAAAAUGUGUUUUGAAGGAAGGCGAUGUGAAAACAUCAUCAACCAGUGUGUACUGGCACCAUGUCUGAACGGAGGGACAUGUCACGGAAACGAAACAGCCUUCAACUGCACAUGUUCUGUAGAGUGGACUGGCGAGACAUGCGCAGAGAAGGUGAAUUACUGUGACAGCGACCCCUGUAACAGAGGGAAUUGUACACCGGACUUCCUGACGGCAACUCGGUUCAAGUGUAACUGUGAUUUUGCAUGGAUAGGGGAAAGAUGCAGUCAUGCUGUUGAUAUUAUCAACAUCACGCUCCUGGGUGAGAUUGAUCAUACAAAAAGAGGUGACUUGGCUUUUGGCCUGAACAGACUCAUCACCGAACUCGGGGGAAUUCCUGGAAAAGUGGAUGUCAAGUUUACAACAAACACACAGAAAGAAAGCAAUUAUACUACAACGUACAUACAACUCUAUUUUGCUUUGGAGAACGGCUCCAUUCUAGAGAGUGCUUCAUUAAUUAUGAUCUUCGAAUCCAACCCUGACGAGGUCAUCAAUGAAUAUCUGCCUCUUCCAGUGUACCCACGUCAACAAGAAGAGAAGGCGAAGAUUACGGUGAUCCAAACGAUGGCAACAGAGAGAUUGUGUAACAGAUGGGAAAACGGCCGUUACGUGAAGACCAUUGGAACUCCUUUAGGAUUUGUCCUUAUGACUGUACUAUUUCGGGUGGUUUUCUGGGUCUGGAGAAAAAGAUCACACACCUCUGACCAAUUCUUGGAAGACGAUCAAAUCAGCCUUUUUGUAAUGGAUGUGGCAUGCAACAGGAACCUAAACAGACCAGGUAACGUCACAGGCACAGUACGUCAGGAUGCAAGCGUAUCUCCAGAUGGAUACACAAGUCUUCACUUCAAUGUCCAUGAUGGAUCACUCGACACAGACUGUGAUGACACAUCACACAUCCACAUAGCAACUGAAGAUAUGAUAUUCGAUCCAGUGCUUCAAGAUGACAACAAUCUUCACGAUGACGAGGCAAACCUAGAUAACCGCCUCCACGUUGCCUCAUACAUCCAACCAGUCCCUGAGGAUAUUACCCUUGACCCGGGGAGUCAAGAGGAUGAGCAGAGUACACUGUCAUCGAUGACAACGAUGUUGAGGACCCCUUACAGGAAAACCCUUAUGAAACGAUAGAAUCUUUGGAGGACAACGAUGUUGAGAACAUCUCACAGACAAACCCUUAUGAAAAGAAUUUUUUUUAGCUCCCUAUGACGAUGUAUUGGUCAACCAAUAAUGGUGUAAGAUAUUAAUUGCUUCUUUUAUGCGACUGAUAGGUGACCGGAAGUGCCAACAUCAAACUGUCAUCGCAUGCAGUUCAAGUGCAUCAGAUCAGUUAAUAGCUCGGUGCUUAAAGUCUUGUCUUGCACGUGGGCAGACCAGGUUCUAGUUCACAGGUUGUGAACACCCAAAGGAGGAUCUAUUAAGAAUGAUCUAAUGAUUGUGGGUAAGCACAGUGUAAAUAUCAAGGCCAAAUGCCAGGUUACCUAGAGCACUGGUUAAGUCUUCAGUAAACCCUUUCCGAUGUCCUGCUGGUACAAUGUGUGAUGUAAUUAUAAACAGAUGAAGUUUUACUUAACUUGGACAUCGCAUUGCACGUGUUGAUUUGUGCGUUGUAGGCUGACCGGGUUCUAAUUCCAAGUUGGGCCCAUGUUGUGAACACUAUGUGUAAGAUCUACUUACAGUGAUCUAAUGAAUCUAGGAUACCUGUUACGAUUCCCCAUUGGUACAACGUACGAUGCCGAUUCAUGGUGAUCCCCGCCGUGAGUGGAUGGAAUAUUGUUUAUGCUCUCUCUGACGCUACAUAGUCAUUAGCCAUGGUAUGUCCAUACAUUUUCUUUAUUUACUGAUACAGACGGAGACUUGUUUUUAAAUACGCCUCAUUAAUCUAAGUAUAUUCUGUAUUAGCCUUAUGCAGGUUUGACUAACAUUUCAGACUAACUGCAAGUUCAGGUUUGCAAAUAAAAUUACUCUUAA
Haliotis rubra (blacklip abalone) is the source of this 2385-nucleotide messenger RNA. RefSeq lists its product as uncharacterized. Gene Ontology annotation, biological process: heterophilic cell-cell adhesion; establishment or maintenance of epithelial cell apical/basal polarity. NCBI's taxonomy places the organism in Eukaryota, Metazoa, Mollusca, Gastropoda, Lepetellida, Haliotidae. The record is from RefSeq and is a predicted model, not a curated record. Bases 1 to 1545 code for a protein of 514 amino acids. The transcript has 9 exons. Gene Ontology annotation, cellular component: plasma membrane; protein-containing complex.